This is a messenger RNA of Fusarium pseudograminearum CS3096, 1458 nucleotides long. RefSeq lists its product as uncharacterized. Gene Ontology annotation, cellular component: box H/ACA snoRNP complex. The transcript is spliced from 4 exons. The record is from RefSeq and is a predicted model, not a curated record. Gene Ontology annotation, biological process: box H/ACA sno(s)RNA 3'-end processing; rRNA pseudouridine synthesis; mRNA pseudouridine synthesis. NCBI's taxonomy places the organism in Eukaryota, Fungi, Ascomycota, Sordariomycetes, Hypocreales, Nectriaceae. Gene Ontology annotation, molecular function: RNA binding; pseudouridine synthase activity. The coding region runs from base 1 to 1458 and encodes 485 amino acids.
AUGUCCACGGACGUCGCAGUCGUCAAGAAGGUGACAGAGGAGGAGUACAUCAUCAAGCCCCAGGCUCACACUCCCACCCUCGACACCAGCCAGUGGCCUCUUCUCCUCAAGAACUACGAGAAGCUUCUCACUCGCACUGGUCACUUCACUCCCAUCCCCAAUGGCUGCUCUCCUCUGAAGCGCGACCUCAAGCAGUACAUCAGCUCUGGUGUCAUUAACCUCGACAAGCCCUCCAACCCUUCCUCUCACGAGGUUGUCGCUUGGGUCAAGCGCAUUCUUCGAUGUGAGAAGACUGGUCACUCUGGUACUCUCGAUCCCAAGGUUACCGGUUGCUUGAUCGUCUGCAUUGACCGCGCUACUCGUCUUGUCAAGUCUCAGCAGGGUGCCGGAAAGGAGUAUGUGGCUGUCAUCCGCCUUCACGACAAGCUGCCCGGUGGCCAGGCUCAGUUCGCUCGCGCUCUCGAGACCCUCACCGGUGCUCUGUUCCAGCGUCCUCCUCUGAUCUCUGCCGUCAAGCGUCAGCUCCGUAUCCGAACCAUCCACGAGAGCAAGCUCAUCGAGUUCGACAACGACCGACACCUCGGUGUCUUCUGGGUCAGCUGUGAGGCUGGUACCUAUAUCCGAACACUCUGUGUUCACUUGGGUCUCCUUCUCGGUGUCGGUGGCCACAUGCAGGAGCUCCGACGUGUUCGCAGUGGUGCCAUGGAUGAGUCCAAGGGUCUCGUCACUCUCCACGACGUUCUCGACGCUCAGUGGCAGAUGGACAACACUCGCGACGAGUCUUACCUCCGCAAGGUCAUCUCUCCUCUCGAGACUCUCCUGACCUCUUACAAGCGUCUGGUCGUCAAGGACAGCGCUGUCAACGCUGUCUGCUACGGUGCCAAGCUCAUGCUCCCCGGUCUUCUGCGAUACGAGGCUGCCAUUGAGCACCAUGAGGAGGUUGUCCUCAUGACCACCAAGGGUGAGGCCAUCGCUCUGGGUAUUGCCCAGAUGUCCACCGUUGAGAUGUCCACCUGUGACCACGGUGUUGUUGCCAAGGUCAAGCGCUGCAUCAUGGAGCGCGACCUCUACCCCCGCCGAUGGGGUCUCGGCCCUGUUGCCCUUGAGAAGAAGAAGCUCAAGGCUGACGGCAAGCUCGACAAGUACGGUCGCCCCAAUGAUGCUACCCCCGCCAAGUGGAGCUCCGAGUACAAGGACUUCAGCGCCGAUGCCUCUGCUGCUGCUGCCGCCGCCGCCGCCCCUGCCACUCCUGCCAAGGCAUCUGAGGCUGAGGACACUCCCAUGGACGAGGCUGCCUCCCCCGCUGCCGAUGACAGCAAGGACAAGAAGCGCAAGAAGCACGAUGGUGAGACUGCCGAGGAGAAGGCUGAGAGGAAACGACGCAAGGCCGAGAAGAAGGCCGCCAAGGCUGCUAAGAAGGCUGCCAAGGGUGAGGCCAUGGAUAGCGACAGCGAUUAA